AUUCGAACUUCGAAUGGAACUGAAUCGCUACCGGUUGGGGUCUUGUUUCGAAAAGUUAAUUAAAUUUGAAGUUAAUCAAAGUUUUGUCUUACCAAUAAUUAAGAAUUAUUUUGACCACAUCAAAAAUGGCUUCGAAUGCUCCAUCAAAAUUUAAAAAGAAUACAAAAAAGAAGAUCAUCUUUAAACACGAUCAACAUUCGUCAGUUGGUUCUUCAAUGCUCAGCAAUUUCUACAAACAAGCAGAGUUCUGUGACAUUUCCGUGUUAGCUGGAAUCAAUGGAGUCAGUAUUCAAGCUCAUCGAAUUGUCUUGUGUGCAUAUAGUGAAUACUUCUUGGAAAUAUUGCAAAGCACUAAACACUCUUCAACGCUGCAGUAUCAAGUUCAAAUUAAAGAAAUCGAAGCUUCAACACUCAAACCCAUAAUCGAAUUCAUGUAUUUCGGUUCGAUUGAACUGAGUUUCGAAACGGUAGCAGAUCUAUUAAAAGCAGCUUCAUUUCUGAAAAUUGAACCAUUAAUUAAGGGUUGCUGUAGCUUCGUUGAGAAAAACAUAGAUUAUAGAAACUCUUUAAGCUGGUAUCAAUUGGCAUGUGACUUCACUCUACCCCGGCUUAAAGAAAAUAUCCUUACACAUAUCUGCAAUAACUUUGACACCAUUUCAAAACACAAACAACUAACGAUGCUAACUGAAAAUCAAUUCGAGCAGCUGCUAGAAAGUAUCAAAAUGGCCACAACGAAAAACUUCUUGGCAGAAGAGGCGUUUCUGGCGAUAGUCGCAUGGAUAAAUUAUGAUCAACCAAAUCGUGAACAUUUGGUUCCUCAGCUUUUGUCAAAAGUUAGUUUUGAAAAUCUAACGCUUGAAUUCAUCAUGAAAAACAGAAAGAUCGUGUGCAGAAAUAUUGAAAGCUACGAACUGGUUUGUAGUUGGCUUCAAUGGCAUUUGUCACCGGAAACCCGACCCGAAAGAAAUACAACGAAACAAAAACACGACAGACUGACAAUUGUACAAAAUUGUAAGUUGGUAAAUUUUAGGAUAUUUGACAUCAAAACGUAUGACUCUAAUUUGAAAUUAUGGUCGAUAGAACGAACUCUGUCACCUGUAACAGAUUACGAAAUUUCUUCAACUAUUUUAUGUGAUAACAAACUCCUUGCAGCAACUAAUAUUCAUUUUACACAUAUAUUAGAAUGUAUUGACCUACAAACUUGCAAGAAGUCCCUGAUUCAAUCACAGAGUAAUAAAGUCAUUUUGCAAAUGGCAUUUCUAAAAGGAUAUUUGUGUGUUCUAUUCUUCCUUCGGUCUUUUGAAGUUUCCCUUGAAUUGUAUAGUUUUUCAAGACGUCAAUGGGAGAAUAAAGUUCUGCCAUUUCUACCAACAAUGUUUUGUAAAUUAGUUACCAAUGAUGAAAUGUUAUAUCUUCUUGAUUUUACUGUAGGCAGCUUAGGUUUAUAUAAUAUCUUUUUAAAUCAAUGGAGACUUGAAAAUAUUAGAAAAGAGGCAUUAAUUAAUUUUGGUUUAGCAGUAGAUGAAAGAUUUCUAUAUAUACUUGGUGGUAAAUUGGAAGAAGAAAUUAUCGACAAAGUUAAAUGUUAUAAUUUAUCUGACAAUUCCUGGUCAACAUUGGCAUCACUUCCUCAAGCUCGGGAACAAUUUAAUGCAGUGAUUUGUGAAAACAAAAUUUUAACUUCUGAUGGUUUCUAUGUUGAUGAGUACAAUAUUGAUAAUGAUACAUGGGAAACUUUCAGCUCUUUAAAAACACGAAAAAAAGGAGGAGUUAAAAUUAUUUCUUGGGAAACUAAUCCCUAAUUCAGGCAGGAACAAAAACUUAAAUCAACUCUACUUUGGAAUUGUCUAUUUAAUGGGUGUUUUUUUUUUAGUUAAACAACAAAUUAAGUUGGCAACAUUGUUUUAACUGGCGACCAUUUUGUAAGCUGUGAAGUGACUCGUUUUUAAUUUGAUUUGACUUUUCAACACCAAUAGACUGGCUCCUGAACAACAUCUCAAAGUUCUGCAAAUUUAUUC
Messenger RNA from Eupeodes corollae, 2018 nucleotides. RefSeq names its product kelch-like protein 7. Bases 126 to 1802 code for a protein of 558 amino acids. Gene Ontology annotation, molecular function: protein binding. The transcript has 2 exons. The record is from RefSeq and is a predicted model, not a curated record. NCBI's taxonomy places the organism in Eukaryota, Metazoa, Arthropoda, Insecta, Diptera, Syrphidae.